Messenger RNA from Mastomys coucha (southern multimammate mouse), 3316 nucleotides. RefSeq names its product splicing factor 3b subunit 2 (gene Sf3b2). NCBI's taxonomy places the organism in Eukaryota, Metazoa, Chordata, Mammalia, Rodentia, Muridae. Gene Ontology annotation, biological process: mRNA splicing, via spliceosome. The transcript has 21 exons. The record is from RefSeq and is a predicted model, not a curated record. Bases 105 to 2738 code for a protein of 877 amino acids. Gene Ontology annotation, cellular component: precatalytic spliceosome; catalytic step 2 spliceosome; U2 snRNP.
AAUCACUGCGGGACGUGGCGGAUUGCGCUGCCGGAAGUUUCUUGAAGUAGGCCCGGCGGCUGACCCGAGCUUCCGUGUUGGUCGCGCGCCUUCUUGUGGCUAAGAUGGCGGCGGAGCAUCCCGAACCUCCCAAAGGAGAGUUGCAGUUGCCACCGCCUCCACCUCCAGGCCACUAUGGAGCCUGGGCUGCCCAGGAGCUUCAGGCCAAAUUGGCAGAGAUAGGAGCGCCGAUCCAGGGGAGUCGCGAGGAGCUAGUAGAGCGGCUGCAGACCUACACCCGCCAGACUGGCAUCGUGCUGAAUCGACCAGUUUUGAGAGGAGAGGAUGGGGACAAAGCCGCUCCUCCUCCUAUGUCAGCGCAGCUGUCUGGAAUUCCUAUGCCACCACCACCUAUGGGACUCCCCCCUCUACAGCCUCCUCCGCCACCCCCACCACCUCCACCAGGCCUUGGCCUUGGCUUUCCUAUGGCUCACCCACCAAAUCUGGGGCCCCCACCACCUCUUCGAGUGGGUGAGCCUGUGGCACUGUCAGAAGAGGAACGGCUGAAGCUGGCACAGCAGCAGGCAGCUUUGCUGAUGCAGCAAGAGGAACGUGCCAAACAGGCAGCCGUGUUAAUGGAGCAGGAACGGCAGCAGGAGAUCGCCAAGAUGGGCACCGCAGUCCCUCGGCCUCCUCAGGAUAUGGGGCAACUGGGUGUCCGUACUCCUCUGGGGCCUCGAGCUGCUCCAGUAGGCCCUGUAGUUCCCACACCUACUGUUUUGCCCAUGGGGGCACCUGUUCCUCGUCCUCGGGGUCCCCCCCCACCCCCUGGAGAUGAGAACAGAGAGAUGGAUGAUCCUUCUGUGGGCCCCAAGAUCCCCCAGGCUUUGGAAAAGAUUCUGCAGCUGAAGGAGAGCCGUCAGGAAGAGAUGAACUCUCAGCAGGAGGAAGAAGAAAUGGAGACAGAUACUCGCUCAUCUCUGGGACAGUCAGCAUCAGAGACAGAGGAGGACACGGUGUCCAUAUCCAAAAAAGAGAAAAACCGGAAGCGUCGGAACCGAAAGAAGAAGAAAAAGCCACAGCGGGUACGGGCAGCCUCAUCAGAGAGCUCUGGGGAUCGAGAGAAAGACUCAGGUCGGUCCCGAGGCUCUGACUCCCCGGCUGCCGAUGUGGAGAUUGAAUACGUGACUGAAGAGCCUGAAAUCUACGAGCCCAACUUCAUCUUCUUCAAGAGGAUUUUUGAGGCUUUCAAGCUAACUGAUGAUGUGAAGAAGGAAAAAGAAAAGGAGCCAGAGAAGCUUGACAAGAUGGAGAACUCUGCAGUCCCCAAGAAGAAGGGCUUUGAGGAGGAGCACAAGGACAGUGAUGAUGACAGCAGUGAUGAUGAGCAGGAAAAGAAACCAGAAGCCCCUAAGCUGUCCAAGAAGAAGUUGCGCAGAAUGAAUCGUUUUACUGUGGCAGAACUCAAGCAGCUGGUGGCUCGACCUGAUGUUGUGGAGAUGCAUGAUGUGACAGCACAGGACCCUAAGCUCUUGGUUCACCUCAAGGCCACCCGGAACUCUGUCCCUGUGCCACGCCACUGGUGUUUUAAGCGCAAGUACCUUCAAGGCAAACGGGGCAUUGAGAAGCCCCCCUUUGAGCUGCCAGACUUCAUCAAACGCACAGGCAUUCAGGAGAUGCGAGAGGCCCUGCAGGAGAAGGAAGAACAAAAGACCAUGAAGUCAAAAAUGAGAGAGAAGGUUCGGCCAAAGAUGGGGAAGAUUGAUAUAGACUACCAGAAGCUUCACGAUGCCUUCUUCAAGUGGCAGACCAAGCCGAAGCUCACCAUCCAUGGGGACCUUUAUUAUGAGGGGAAGGAGUUUGAGACCCGGCUGAAGGAGAAGAAGCCUGGAGAUUUAUCUGAUGAGCUAAGGAUUUCCUUAGGGAUGCCAGUAGGACCUAAUGCCCACAAAGUCCCUCCUCCGUGGCUGAUUGCCAUGCAGCGAUACGGGCCACCCCCAUCCUACCCAAACCUGAAAAUCCCUGGACUGAAUUCACCUAUCCCUGAGAGCUGUUCCUUUGGAUACCAUGCUGGGGGCUGGGGCAAACCCCCAGUGGAUGAGACUGGGAAGCCACUUUAUGGGGAUGUGUUUGGAACCAAUGCUGCUGAGUUUCAGACCAAAACUGAAGAGGAAGAAAUUGAUCGGACCCCCUGGGGAGAACUGGAGCCAUCUGAUGAAGAGUCCUCAGAAGAAGAGGAAGAGGAGGAAAGCGAUGAAGACAAGCCAGAUGAGACUGGCUUUAUCACACCUGCAGACAGUGGCCUCAUCACUCCUGGAGGAUUCUCAUCCGUGCCAGCUGGAAUGGAGACCCCUGAACUCAUUGAACUGAGGAAGAAGAAGAUUGAGGAGGCGAUGGAUGGAAGUGAGACACCUCAGUUGUUCACUGUAUUGCCAGAGAAGAGAACAGCCACUGUUGGGGGAGCCAUGAUGGGAUCCACCCACAUUUAUGACAUGUCCACGGUUAUGAGCCGGAAGGGCCCAGCCCCUGAGUUGCAAGGUGUGGAGGUAGCGCUGGCGCCUGAGGAAUUGGAAUUGGACCCCAUGGCCAUGACCCAGAAGUAUGAGGAGCAUGUUCGGGAGCAGCAGGCACAAGUAGAGAAAGAGGACUUCAGCGACAUGGUGGCUGAGCAUGCUGCUAAACAGAAGCAAAAGAAACGGAAAGCUCAGCCCCAGGACAGUCGUGGGGGCAGCAAGAAAUACAAGGAAUUCAAAUUUUAGGUCCUUCUCACAUACCUGGCCUUGCUUUAGGCCCUUUGUGUGUUUGGGAUUUGUGUGUGGGUCUCCAAAGCCAGCUCUGUACUCCCUAGGCUUGUCACUGUGUCUGGGCUUUCUAUGUGGGUCCCCAAAGCCAGCUCUGUACUGCCUAGGCUUGUCACUUCCUGUUCUCAUUUUAGACUUGUUUUGUAAAUAAAGCUGUCUCCCAAGGAAGAAUGAAUACAAGCACUCUUGAACCUCUCUUUUUUAGCUUCUGCAAAAACAUACUUGCCCAUAAUCACAGACUGCCCCAUAGAACUAUGGGACUGUAGUUGCUGAACUGAACUUGUGGAUAAUUCACUAUCCCCUACCCCUCCUAUGUGUGAAGGCUAUGAGGAAAAUACUUUUAGGUCUGGUCUGACCUUACUGCUUUGUCCGUGGGGAAUAAAAAUAGCCAGCUUAGCACCCUGGCUAGGCUGGGAAGUAACUGUAGGCUAGGGAAGUAGGCCAGGUCAGGCCUUCCUUAUUGACCUUGUGGCAGAAAUGCCUAUUUCUUGCCUAUUGGAGAACACCUAUAUCUAAAUAAAGUCUAAAUUGUUCUG